AUGCGCAUCAAUUCCACCCAUUCGACGCUCGCGCAUCAGCCUCUUGUUUUCCUAAAGCAGGAUUUGGCAUUCCCGCAGUACCUUGCGUUGAUCUCCAUUGCUGACGCUCUCAUGAUCACGAGUUUGCGAGAGGGUAUGAACCUGACGAGCCAUGAAUUCGUCUACUGCCAGGAUGGAAAAUAUGAGACACGAAAAUACGGGUCUUUGAUCUUGAGUGAGUUCACGGGAAGCGCGUCAGUUUUCGGCAAUCAUGCUCUCUUGGUCAACCCUUGGAAUUAUAGACAGUGUGCCGAGGCGAUCCACACGGCCCUCUCCCGAAGUGAAGAGGAACGACAGCAGGUGUGGAUGCAGCUACACCGAGCCGUCUUGGAGAACUCGACCGCAAACUGGGUUAAGACUUUCAAUGAGACCUUGAGCCGCGUAUGGAAUGAGCAGUCGUCUCGCGAAAUCAUGGCAGUCCCGCGCUUAUCAGUUAGCAAGCUCGAGGACCUGUAUCGUCAAUCCUCCCGCCGGCUCAUCAUCGUGGACUAUGAAGGUACUCUUGCCUCUUGGGGCUCGCCGAAGAGUAUCAUCGUUACCACGCCGCAGCGGGCGAUCACCACAUUGACGGAGCUAGCCGACGAUCCAAAGAAUAUAGUUUUUGUCAUGAGCUCGAGGAUGCCAGAAGAGAUGGAACGCCUCUUUCGCAUGGUCGCCGGCCUCGGUCUCAUCGCGGAGAACGGCUGCUUCGUGCGUGAGCCGGGAACCGAGGAUUGGUUCAAGCUGACCAAUAAAGCACGGACGGAUGCGUGGAAGGAAGCAGUCCGCCAGAUCCUCAGUUACUAUCAGGAACGGGCGGAGGGAAGUUGGAUCGAGCAGCGCCACUGCUCCCUGAUGUUCCAUUACGGGACGGCAGAGGAUCAGGUGGCCGCCUCUCGGUUGGCAUCCGAGUGCGCCGGACACAUCAACGACUCGUGUGCCAAUCAAGGUGUGCAUGCUGUUAUGGUUAACGGAGCGUUGGUUGUUGAGCCGGCCGAUACCAACAAAGCAUCGGCCGCGGCCAUGGUCUGGCGACAUUGUCUCGAGCGAAGUGAACAGGAUCCGUCGAUUGAGCGGCCGGAUUUCCUGCUUGCCAUCGGAGAUGGCCGCGACGACGAGCCGGUGUUCAGAUGGGCCAAUAAACUCGAACACGCCAAUGCGGUUAAACAUGCCAUGACGGUGACCCUGGGGUCUCGGAGCACGGAAGCCAAGGCAACACUGGCGCAGGGCGUCACAGGCGUUCUUUCUUGCCUGGAGAAGUUGGCUGCCGCCACGACCACAGCCACCGGACCAUGA
This is a messenger RNA of Aspergillus melleus, 1314 nucleotides long. RefSeq lists its product as uncharacterized. Gene Ontology annotation, biological process: trehalose biosynthetic process. The transcript is spliced from 2 exons. Gene Ontology annotation, molecular function: catalytic activity. Gene Ontology annotation, cellular component: alpha,alpha-trehalose-phosphate synthase complex (UDP-forming); cytosol. The coding region runs from base 1 to 1314 and encodes 437 amino acids. The record is from RefSeq and is a predicted model, not a curated record. Lineage: Eukaryota; Fungi; Ascomycota; Eurotiomycetes; Eurotiales; Aspergillaceae.